AGACGGUAGGCGGCGGCGGAAGGAGGAGGAGCUCCGGCCGCGCUCUCUCCCGGCAGUGGCUGCGCCUCAAAGCGCUUGUUGGGUUCCCCACCCCUUUUAAAUAAGCCGGGCUGGUCACCGCCCUCGCAGUCAAGUCAGUUCAGGGGAAGCGGCGGCAGCGCGGCGGCGGGGGUGCGGCCGAGGCCCGAGCCCUGCCUGGGGCCGGGCCGCGGGGCUGGCAGGCGAACCGCCGGCGAGUCGCGGGCGAGGCAGUGUCUGUUUUCGUGGUGCAGCCCCGGCGUAGCCCGGGGCUGCCGGAGCCGGCCGCGCCAUUGUUGGGGGAGGGGGCGGUUGCUGAGGGCCGUGUUAAUAGGGGGCGAGCGAAGGCGCCGGCGGCGGCGGAGAGACGCGGGGGCGCCCCAUGGGGAACACGCUGACCUGUUGCGUGUCCCCCAAUGCCAGCCCCAAGCUGGGCCGGCGCGCGGGGUCGGCGGAGCUGUACUGCGCUUCCGACAUCUACGAGGCGGCGUCGGGAGACGCGGUGGCGGUAGCGCCCGCUGCCGUGGAGCCUGCCGAGUUGGAUUUCGGAGAGGGCGAGGGCCACCACCUGCAGCACAUCAGCGACCGCGAGAUGCCCGAAGAUUUAGCUUUGGAGUCAAACCCUUCUGACCAUCCAAGGGCAAGCACAAUUUUCCUGAGCAAAUCUCAAACAGAUGUGCGAGAAAAGAGGAAGAGCAACCAUUUAAACCAUGUAUCUCCAGGGCAGCUUACUAAAAAGUAUAGCUCAUGCUCAACAAUAUUUCUAGAUGACAGCACAGUCAGCCAGCCUAAUCUUAGAACCACAGUAAAAUGUGUGACCUUAGCAAUAUAUUACCACAUAAAGAACAGAGAUGCAAAUAGAUCCCUGGAUAUUUUUGAUGAGAGAUCACAUCCACUUACACGAGAAAAAGUUCCAGAGGAAUACUUUAAGCAUGAUCCUGAGCACAAAUUUAUUUACAGAUUUGUUCGUACUCUUUUUAGUGCUGCACAGCUAACAGCUGAAUGUGCAAUAGUAACUUUGGUUUAUUUAGAAAGGCUUUUAACUUAUGCCGAAAUCGACAUUUGUCCCACUAAUUGGAAAAGGAUUGUUCUGGGAGCCAUUCUUCUUGCCUCCAAGGUUUGGGAUGAUCAGGCUGUGUGGAACGUGGACUAUUGCCAGAUCCUCAAGGACAUUACCGUUGAGGACAUGAAUGAAAUGGAAAGGCAUUUUUUGGAGCUGCUUCAGUUUAAUAUUAAUGUUCCUGCCAGUGUUUAUGCCAAAUACUACUUUGACCUUCGCUCCUUAGCAGAUGACAACAACCUGAAUUUUCUGUUUGCUCCUCUUAGCAAAGAAAGAGCACAGAACCUAGAGGCUAUUUCUAGAUUGUGUGAAGACAAAGACUUGUGUAGAGCCGCUAUGAGAAGGUCUUUCAGCGCUGAUAACUUCAUUGGUAUUCAGCGUUCUAAAGCCAUCCUCUCUUAAAGGGAGAAAUGAGGGGUUAUAACGUCACGGGACCUUCAUCUACAAAGACUGAAGAAAUAUCACCUUUCCUGCUCAAGAACCAGCAAAUUUAGUGUUUUCAUCAAAAGGAAAGAUCUUGAAUUCAGGAGACUCAUGGACAACAAGGAUUAUACUCCAUAGGAAAGAACGGGACCUUGUCAAUGCAACAAAACACUCUUCUGUCCUUUUUAAUGUAAACAGAGUUAAAAACCACUCCAAAGUGAAGGCUCCCAUCCCACACAGAUAUUUGCUUACUGUGUGGGCCGAUAGCUGUGAACUAUGUAAGGUUUUAUAAACAAUAGUUUAAAUUUUUAGACUUUAAAGACACUAACCAUAUAACUUUUAUGUUUCUUCCAAUUUUUCUCCCUCCCUUCCAUUUUGCUGCAUAUGCCUUUAAAAUCAAUGCAGUAUUACCAUUGAAACAUGGGACUCUAAAGCCACUAAGGAGUGGACUGCAGCAUUGUUAGGUAUGGAAGGGUUCUUCCUCCCUGCUGUUACCACUGAAGCUGCUAGUCAUUGGCAAUCAUUUUAAACCAAAAAGCUGCUGGAUAAAAUUUGUCAUUCAUAUUCUUUGCAAACGUUACUUUAGCAUUUUAGCAUGUUUGGGGUCAUAAACAGAGGAAGUAUCAGUUAUUGAUAUCUACUUCUCUUGGGGUCCAUGUUGCAUUUCUUGUGAACUAUAAAUGGUGCUUCUCAUUUUCUGAUAAUUUUUCUCUUGUUGAAUAAAUGUAUUAAAAGAUAUUUUCAUAUUGCCAACCAACAUGGUGGUUCAGUGACAAAAGUAAAGCAGUUUUAAGCUUUAAUAUAGUUUGGGCCCUCCAAGGCACUGCAGCAUAAUAUAAAUGCUAUAAACCUUUAAAAGAUAUUGUUUGAAAAGUGUUUUUUUUUUUUUUUAGUUUUUAAGAGAUGGGGGUCUUACUGUGUCAUCCAGGCUGGAGUGAGUGCCUGUUCACAGGUACAGUCAUAAUGCACUGCAGCCUAGAACUUCCUGGCCUCAAGCUACCUUCUAGCCUCAGCCACACGAGUAGCUGGGACUAUAGGCAUACUCGGCACUUGUCUCCUGAAUAUUAAGCUUUUAAUUUUUUGUUUCAGUCACUCUUGAAGACAGUAGAUACUGACUGAAAGAAAAAAUUAAAAGCUUUAUAUUCAAAAUUUGCAAAAUGAAGCUGGGUGUGGUGGUGCAUGCCUAUAGUCCCAGCUCCUUGGAAGGCUGAGGCUAAAGGAUUGCUUGAAGUCAAGUAUUGAAGGCUACAGUGUGCCAUGAUGGUGCCUAUAGGAAUAGCUACUACACUCCAACCUGGACGUCAUAGCAAGACCCCAUGUUUUAAAAAAAUGAAAAAUGCGAAAGAAAUGGGUUGGGCAUAGUGAUUCAUUCCUAUAAUCUCAGUACUUGGGAGGCUGAAGUGGGAGGAUUGCUUGAGCGUGGGAAUUCAAGACUAGUCUAGGCAACAUAGUGAAACCCUGUCUGUAAAACAAAUAAUAAAAAUAAUUAGCUGGAUAUGGUGACGUGUCUAUAGUCCCAGCUACUCUGGAGGCUGAGGUGAGAGAAUCACUUGAGCACAGGAGGUCAAGGCUGCAUGGGCCAUGAUCAUGCCUCUGCCCUCCAGUCUGGGUGACAUCCAGACCCUGUCUCAAAAGGAAAAAAGGAAACCAUACAAAAAAAAAAAAAGGUUUUGUAAAGGUUUGUGGCAUUUAUACUUCUACAAGUAUCAAAGCUUAGAAUUACACUAAACUUUUGGAAUACCUUUUAUCUCCAUAAAAUGCCCUCCUCUUUUUAAAAGUAAGUUACUUGCAGGGCUGUGCUCUAUUUGCAUUGAUCCAUGAAGUUUCUUUAAUGUAAAGGAAGAUUUUGAAGAGCAGUGUUAAUUAACAUGUAAUAAAUGGAAUUGGACCCUAAUGAUAGAAGGUGAUAUGAAUAGCUGUUUUAUCAUCCUACAUGUUACCAGGCUGUAGGUGUCCCAUUAAGUCCUGCUAUUUCAGAAAUAACUUACAUAGCCCUUAGGAACUCUUACUUCAGGCUUUAAAAGGCAAUGAACAAAUAACUUUAGGAGACUGGUAACAAUGUCACUUAAAUUUGAAAUACUAAAAAGAGAUUAGUGUUCUCAACAAUGUGAAAUCUGUUUCUCCUAUUUUCUCAAAUAUAAUCCGAGGAAUCUUGCUUAUAAACAAAGCAUUUCUGGGCCAGGAAUACUUCCUCUAAUAUAGCAGUGCUUCCCAUCAUACUGUGCUGCAGUUUCCAUCAUUUUUAAAGGACAGACACACAAAUGAUAAAUAAUGGUGUAAAAAUAUUACAAUCUACCACCUCAAAAAAAAAUUGUUUAUGGAGUUCAGAGCUUGGAGAUUCAAGUAUUGAUUGCAGUUUUAUUUUGAAAAGAAUGCUACAAUUUAUGUGGUUUUUAUUUCUCAUGUUUAUAUUAAAAGAAAAGCUAAUAAACUCUAUUUUAAUUAAAA
Molecule: messenger RNA, 3949 nt
Organism: Saimiri boliviensis boliviensis (Bolivian squirrel monkey)
Lineage: Eukaryota; Metazoa; Chordata; Mammalia; Primates; Cebidae
Gene: CCNYL1
Product: cyclin Y like 1
Biological process (GO): regulation of cyclin-dependent protein serine/threonine kinase activity
Molecular function (GO): protein kinase binding
Source: RefSeq, a predicted model, not a curated record